Messenger RNA from Rangifer tarandus platyrhynchus (Svalbard reindeer), 176 nucleotides. Lineage: Eukaryota; Metazoa; Chordata; Mammalia; Artiodactyla; Cervidae. The record is from the annotation of a GenBank genome assembly.
CCAGCAUGCCCUGGCAGCUGCUGGGAGGAUGGGCUCGGAGCUGCCUCCCCACCAGACCCUGCGCCCAGCCGCAGAGAGCUGCCUCACCCAGAGGCUGAAGAAAGAGAACCCCCUCCUCCACAGCAAGACGUAGGGGCCCCAGACAAUAUCCAGCACCCAGAUGCCCAAGGGAACUG